GAGCGAAAAAAAGAAAGAAAAAAGAAGAAAGGAGCGGGAGAAAGGAGAGAGAGAAGGAGAGGAAAAAAGAGAGAAAAACAGAAGGGGCGGGAGAAAGAGAGAAAGGAGAGAGAGAGGGAAGGAGAAAGAGAAGAGAGGAGAAAAGAAAAGGGGAAGAGAGAGACAGAGGGAGUGUAGAGGAGUGAGUUAGUUAGUGAGCCGGGUCGGGUCGGGUUUGAUGGCGAACUCCGGUCUACAGAUUCUGGGCUUCGCCCUGGCGUUGCUGGGCUGGGUGGCCGUGGUCGCCAGCACCUUCAUGCCGCAGUGGAAGAUGUCCAGCUAUGCCGGAGACAACAUCAUCACCGCACAGGCCGUCUACCAGGGACUGUGGAUGAACUGUGUCUACCAGAGCACCGGGCAGAUCCAAUGCAAGGUGUACGACUCUAUCCUGGCGCUCGGAGGUGCCCUGCAGGCCACUCGUGCCCUGAUGAUAGUGGGCAUUGUUGUGGGCAUCCUGGCAGUGGGCGUCAGCACCGUGGGCAUGAAGUGCACCAAGUGCGGGGGUGACGACAAGGUCAAGAAGUCCCGCAUCGCCAUGGGAGGGGGCAUUGCCUUCAUUCUGGCUGGUCUCUGUGUGUUAAUCGGAGCCUCUUGGUACGGGAAUCAGAUUGUUCGUGACUUCUACAACCCUCUGACCCCCGUCAAUACAAAGUAUGAGUUUGGAUCAGCCAUCUUUGUCAACUGGGCUGGAGCGGGUUUGGUGCUGAUCGGGGGCGGGAUGCUGAGUUGUUCUUGCCCCAGGAAGGGCGGCGGAGGUUACCCCGCCUCGUACCCCAAGUCCAAGGCCCGUUCUCGGCCCGCAGCCAGCACCGCAAGCAGCAACAAGGAGUUUGUGUGAGCGACGGGGCCUAGAGGCCUGGGCGGCUCGAUGGAGCCUAACUCCCAGUGGUCGAUCACUGAGGAGAAAUCUCUGUGAACUGUUCUCUCGGAAGGAUCGGGCCUUGUGGCAGCGAUGAAAGAAUUUCCCGCUUGAGCGAACUUUGUACAUUUUGUGCUAUUUUGAGUUGUUAUUUUAAAAGUUUAAUGUGGCGUUUUUGUUCGAUUCGAUGCUUUUUUUUUUAAACUGGGAGGGAAGGAGUUUAAGUUUGUAUUUUUGUGUGUGCGCGGUGCGGUUUUGGUCAAAAUCAAGUUACUGGUAAUAAAGAAAGUCCUGAGUA
Molecule: messenger RNA, 1196 nt
Organism: Leucoraja erinaceus (little skate)
Lineage: Eukaryota; Metazoa; Chordata; Chondrichthyes; Rajiformes; Rajidae
Product: claudin-7-like
Exons: 4
Coding region: 218-877 (219 amino acids)
Biological process (GO): cell adhesion; bicellular tight junction assembly
Cellular component (GO): plasma membrane; bicellular tight junction
Molecular function (GO): structural molecule activity
Source: RefSeq, a predicted model, not a curated record